This is a messenger RNA of Serpula lacrymans var. lacrymans S7.9, 1509 nucleotides long. RefSeq lists its product as uncharacterized. The record is from RefSeq and is a predicted model, not a curated record. The transcript has a single exon. Bases 1 to 1509 code for a protein of 502 amino acids. NCBI's taxonomy places the organism in Eukaryota, Fungi, Basidiomycota, Agaricomycetes, Boletales, Serpulaceae.
AUGCAGGUCCACAAUCAGCUACCUCAACAACCUCUCCCCCAGAGCCAUGGGUAUGAGGAUUAUCAGCAUUUCCAGAAUGACAACUUUGUCCACCAACCGUUCAAUCAAUUCGCUCAGUUCAGUCAAAUCCCUCCGCAUAUCAACCAUCACAGUAGUUCUCUCGCCAAUUCUGGCAUGGUAUCUUCAGCUUCUUCCUUGCCAAACAAUUCAUCACUACCUUCGCUACCGUCUAUCGCAAUUGAUCCUAGUUUUUUUGACCCAAACGCCGCCAGCCUUUUCCCAGGAGCAUACCAUCAAUCCCUUUCUUCACUUUUCCAGAUGAACCAUUCUUCCCACUCUUUCGGUUCUUCAUUUGACGAUAUGCAGCCUCGAGGUCUCCAAGGUUUAGAAGUCGGACAUCUACAAGUGCGUGAUGUACCAUUUCAAGAUAUACCCUUCCAGCUUCCAAGUUCUCCUGUCUCUGGAUCCGUGUCUGGACACUCUGGUUUCUUUAUGAACCAGGCUCCCGCUUCUCCCGCCUCGGGCCACUCCAGCUUCUACGCAAGCGUACCUCCAGGCUCUCCAUCCUCUGGCCAGUCUGGCUUCAGUGCAAAUCCCAGCGUGAACCUCGUUCCUCUCUCACCUAACCCUGGCUUCUUUGCGAACCUUCCCCCGUCUUCUCCCAUUUCUCGCUUGGCCUCACCUCCUCCCCCCGUCCCAUCUAAGCUUACUGCAACUGCGCCCGCAAAGAUUGUCAAAUCGGGAAAACGGCCAUCUGCUGUGACCGUCAGAGAGACACUCCGGGCCCAGUUAGCAACAUCGUCAGGCAACGAAGUGAGCACAGAGCGUCUUAUCACCACAGACAGAAGGGUCAGUACAAAGGACGCUGGGACCCCACAGUCUGCAAAGGUGGACGACAGGCCACGUAAGCAGCCACGAUCUCAUAUUGAGGACAAUGUGUCCUUGAUGCAGAAGGUGAUGGAGCCUGUUGCGCAGGCUAUGCAAGGACAGCAAAGCCUUGCACAGGAGGCACUCCAAGUUAAGGGAGGUAAGGUAGCCGUGAGGCAUGCGAAGUACACAGCCAUAGCAGAACGUGCACGCAGCGACAGGCGGUCGAAAGAUAAGGAAGCCACUGUGUUGGAACACGAACAGUUCAAGGAGAAGCUGCAGUUAGUUAACAGAAGUCAGGUACAAAGGGAACGAGAACAGCGACAACAUGAGAAGGACAUGUUUGAAAUGAAAUUCAAACUCAUCCAAGCCGUCAAGGAUAUCCCUGGUGUGGAUAGUAGCAUCAUCUCUUCCCUUCUCGCCAACAACUCUACCUCGCCUGCUCCCUCUUCACUGGUGUCCAAUUUCUUUGAGCAGUCAAUUUCUGGCCCUGUUGCUUCCUCUUCCACUUCCAUAUCCACCUCUGCUUUCAAUUCUCGUGUAUUGGACAAUUAUAAAGAUUACAGCGGUGAUGAUGACGCUGAUGAUGACGCUGAUGACAAUGAAGACUCAAUGGCAGUUGAUGGGGGGUUGUACGAGUGA